GGCGCAUCCAUUCCUCGAUUGUGAUUUGUUUUGCUGGGUGGACUGCCGUCAAAUGGAAGGUGGUAGAUAUUCGGUUGAUUUGGGUAACCUCCAACGCAAUCGAAGAAACGAGAUUGGGAGGAAGAAAUCCCGCAAAGGUAAAGAACUUGCCGGGUCUUCAUCUCAAAGCCGAGAUGAUUUUGAAACGGGUUACCAAAGGCGAGAUGGAGAUGCGAUGUCCGAAGAACAACUCCAACAAGAAUUGGCCCGACAUAAUAACCGCUUUCUACAACAACAACAAAUGCCGACGACCAUUGACGAAGAGGAGCUUGAGGAUGAAGAUGCGGAGGAAUUGGAACCGGAGACGGCCGAGGAGGAGGGUGCCGGCAGCCAUGACGCCGACGCGCCUGCCUCAUCCCAAACCGCCACCGGUAAUAAAAAAAGUAAGUCUGAACUAAUGAAAAAUAAUUUUGAUAAAUGGAAGGACCCACAAACCGGCUAUUGGCACGCAACUUGCAAGUGGUGCAACAACAAUUAUAGUUUGGGAACCUCCGGCGGAUACGGAUCUGCCGCAAGGCAUCUUAAGGCAAAGCACCCCGUGGAGUAUGCAAAAUUAGGCGGCGGAACGGGGAAGCAAACUCAAAUAUCGAGGUUUGCGAAUUCUCAACAUUUUGGUAAUUUCUCCUACAAUGAUGCACAAAAUUUGACUGGUAUGGCUAACUUAAUUUGUGAAGAAAAUUUGCCUUAUUUGUUUUCUGAAAGUCUUGCUUUAAGAGAUUAUGCACAAGGUAGUUUAAAUCCUCAAUUUAGAAAUUAUAGUCGCAAAACUGUUAAGAAAGAAAUAAUAAGGCUUUAUAAUGCGGAAAAGGUAAGGUUACAAAUUUUUUUUGCAAACUUUGAUGGGCGUGUUACUAUUUGUUCUGACAUAUGGGAGGAUGAUUUUCAUCAUUUAUAUUAUUUGGGUCUGACUGCACAUUAUAUUGAUGAGGAUUGGAAUAUGCAUAAACGUGUUCUUGCUUUUCGUGAAUUUAAUGAUCGUCACACCGCUGAACAUAUUUAUAUUUUGAUUGAGCGUAUUUUAAUUGAGUAUAAUUUGAUUGAUAAGGUGUUUGCUAUUGGUUUCGAUAAUGCUACUAAUAAUACUGCUGCUAUACCUAGAUUGCGUGAGUUGUGUGGUGCCAAUUCUUUGAUGGGUAGAUUUUUUCAUCAACGCUGUGCAUGUCAUGUUAUAAAUUUAUGUGUGCAAGACGGUUUAAAAGCGUUAGGAGAUUCCAUGGAGGUAAUAAAGGGGGGGAUUAGACGUAUUUGGGGUAAUGGUCAACUUAGAUUAAAAUGGCAAAGUUAUUUGACUGAAAGAGGUGUGAGAUAUGUUGCUUUUCCUAAAGAUUUGAGUAUUCGUUGGAAUAGUACUUAUAAAUUACUUAAAGUUGUUCUUAGAUAUAAAGAACAUUUUCCUGCUUUUUUAAAAGAACAUGAUAACUAUAUUAUAAACGCGGCUGAGAUCGACACUUGCUAAAAAAUUUGUAAUGUUUUGAUAUAUUUUUUUAAUGCUACUGAAACUUUUAGUCAUGUUUAUAAACCUACCGCAAACCAAUUUAUUCCACAAGCUGUUAAUCUCGCCGAUGCUUUUAAAGAAUUUCAAAAUGCCGUUUUCAUUCAUUAUUUUUGUGAUCAUAUGAAGGAAAAGUUUUUAAAAUAUUAUGCGCAUAUUCCUCAUAUUUAUGGUAUUGCAUUUAUUCUCGAUCCUCGUUAUAGACUUGCUAAUUUGGAAGAUUGUUUCAAUUUCUAUUAUCUUGCGUUUUUCGGUGAAUUUCCAAUGUAUGACGAUAACCCCAUAGAUCCGAAAACGGAAUACAACGAGGUUAGUACUUUAUUUUAUGCCUUAUUUAAUGAAUUUCGUGCACAAUAUAGCAACGCUCCCCCUCCCCGUCACAAACAUCUUCAUCUAAAGGAAAAUCGAUUUUUAAAUCUGCAUUUGGCAAUCUUAUGAAAAAAACUAAAACAACUCACGUCACUGAACAAAGCGCAUUAAAUGAGAUUACUUUGUAUUUAACAUAUGAAGUUGAUUUUGAAGAAAAUGAAGACUUUGACGUUCUAGACUGGUGGAAGUCAAAAGAAAGAACGUUCCCGAUUUUAGCACGGAUGGCUAAGCAAGUACUAUCAAUGCCGGUUUCAACAGUUGCUGUGGAACAAGAAUUUAGUUCGACCGGCAACGUCCUAACGGCAUCUAGAUCGAGAUUGAGCGCGGAGUCUCUUGAGACGCUUAUAUGCUACCACGAUUGGUUGAAGGCCGCACGUAGAACUCAAGAAUUGAGCAUCACCCCCUCCCAAGAUUUUAUGGAUGACUCAACAACCGAUGGUGGCUCUACCUAUGCCGGAGAUUCCGAUUGAUUAGUAUUUUAGAAUUUAUUACAAAAUGUAUUUUA
Messenger RNA from Cuscuta epithymum, 2405 nucleotides. The record is from the annotation of a GenBank genome assembly. NCBI's taxonomy places the organism in Eukaryota, Viridiplantae, Streptophyta, Magnoliopsida, Solanales, Convolvulaceae.